Molecule: messenger RNA, 3789 nt
Organism: Closterium sp. Naga37s-1
Lineage: Eukaryota; Viridiplantae; Streptophyta; Zygnematophyceae; Desmidiales; Closteriaceae
Source: the annotation of a GenBank genome assembly
AUGAUGGGCAGCACCGAAUCAAUUAGAAGCAAUGCCGCGGGGCUCGCGUGCUUGUUCGACGCGCACUCGCUUCGAUGGCGGCUUGUGAAACUCGGACAAGGAGAUUCAGACAGCAGAGCUGACAGCCAGCCAUGCAGCACCCCACGCAGCACGUGCCACCGCUUGGAAGAGCCGUGGUGCCCGUCGCGGCCGAGACUGUGGACCACGGACGACCCACCGCUACUUGACACGGACGAAUCGUCGCGCACGGCCGAAGCGCCGCGCGUAGAGAUCUGGGUGAGAGGUCCUGACUUUCACUCUCCAUCCGACUUGCCACCUUCUCCCUCCCCACCACCGCCUGCACUUGCAGGCGCAGCCGAGGCAAAGGUGGCAUCAGCAGCGGCAGCCGCAGCGGCAGAGGGGCGGCAUGCAGCGCCGUUCCUAGUCGACGAGCUGAUGGGGAUGGAGCAGCUGAGGCGCGUGAUGCGGGGCGGCUACUACAGCUGCAGCUUUGAAUGCGCCGACCCCGUGUCGUCGCUCUCCACGGACCAGCGCCUCGAGAUCCAGUCCCUUCUGCUCCCCGAUGGCUUGCGCACGCGUCUCCAGCAGCUGCUGUCGCGACACCAGCAGCACGUCAGCGCGCUGCACAUGCCCGUGACUGUCCACCGCUCCUCACACCAGGCGUGGCCACUCUCAGAAAUGAUGGGCUUGGCGCGCUCAUGCGUGAACCUGCGGUCGCUGCACCUUGUCUCUGAGCCACCGACAGAUGCCUCGUGCCCGAUCCACGAGGAUCCUCCCUCCACCACGUCACUCUCACGGGGACAGCUGGCGUCAUCCCAUUGGCGGUGUGGGGGCGGCUGUGCCCUCAGCUGCAGUCGCUCAAGAUCCAAGGCUCUCCUUUCGUGGCCGUGCAAGGAUGGGGGGGGGGCAUCUGGGGAGGCGAGGGUGGAGGGGGAUGUAGGGAAGGGCGCAUGUGGUGCAGCAGCUGCGUGCUUCUUCCCUUUCCUUGAAGAGCUUGUGCUGUGCAAUGUGAGCAGCCAUGCGGGCUCUCACACAGGGCAAGGGCACGUAGAACCAGCAUAUGCAGACCCGCCGCCCCAGCAGCAGCAGACGCUCGCAUUCAUGGGCGUGCUGCCGCGCCUAACCCACUUGGCCAUCCACAGCAUCCCAUCGCCUUCUCACCCGCCCAUGCACGCACCCACCAUCCUGUCGCACCUCCUCCCCAACCUCACCUUCCUGCGGAUCCACUCCCCCCCACGUGCCCCCCUGCCCGUGCUGCCCCACCUGCGCACGCUCAUAGUGGGGUCCUACCCGCACUCCUCGCGCUUCCUCGCGUCGCUCGCCCUCUUCCCCGCCCUCACUGCCCUCCGCAUCUUCAACCUCUCCAUGCACAACUACCACUCCGCCCUCUCCUGCCCUCCCCAACUCACAUCGCUCCAAAUCUGCCACUCCCACACUCCCCUCCUCCCUGACUGCCUUCGCCUCUUCUCCUCCCUCACUCGCCUCCACCUCUUCCAGUGUACCCCGCUCCGCGCCCUCCCCUCCUUCCUCUCCUCCUUCUCCUCCCUCACCCACUUCAACUUCGGUCAUGGCUACGACCCUGUUGUGGUGCAAAGGGAGCUGAAGGGGUUGAGGCAGGUGGGGAGGGAAGAUGAAGGGGAGGGGCAGUCAAUUUGUCAGGGUGUAAUAGGAGAGGAGGGGAACAAGCAACAGCAGCAGCAGCAGCCUCAGGUGGAGCAGGGAGACUGCAGAACAAGCCACCACGAGACGAGAGCAGCAGCAGGUCUCAACGGCUCCCCUCUCUUCUCCUCCGUGUGGCUCCCCUCCGACUCUCCCUUCUGGCUCAUCCACUCCUCCCCCACCUCCCCAUUCUCCCUGCUCCCCUCCUCCCAACCUCCCUUCACCCUCCCCCCUCCCAUCACCCCCUCCUCCCUCUCCACCUGCUUCACCCACUAUCUAAGCGCAGAGAAACACCUCUCCCCCAUCUGGUUCGCCUCGCUCCCCUCCCCCUCCUCCCUCGCGCACACCCUCGCCCACUACCCCAACCUCUCUACGCUCGCCCUUCCCCUCGUCUCCACCACGGCCUGCCCCCUCCGCCCCUCCCAUCUGCGCUCGCUGCUCGCCGCUGCUGCCGCUCUCCCUGCUCCCACCUCCCUCUCCUUGCUCCUGGAGCCCGGCUUCUCAGCCAACUGCGAGUGGGGCUAUGGGCGGGAGGGCUGGUUCGAGGCUGCUGGGAUGGAGAGGAGGGUGCGGCGAUGGUGGGGGGAGGCGAACCAGGAGAUGGAGAGGGGGCUGUUUGCCGUGCUGAAGAGAUGCCGGGGACUCAAGCAGCUGCACCUUCAAGGGGAGACCCUCACAGACCGCCUCAAACUCCCCGACUCUCUCUUCCUUCGCUGCCCCCAACUCACCGCUCUCUCCCUCCCUCUCUCCCGCCUCCCCUCCUCCCUCCUCCUCCUCUCGCGCCUCACCUCCCUCGCCCUCGCCCUCCCAGCAGACCCCAUGCCGCCCCGCCUCUCCCUCCCCUCCCCCUUCGCCCCCCUCCGCUCCCUCCGCUCGCUCGCCCUGCACGUGCCAAGCACCUUCAAGCGCUACUACCACCCUGAGGACGGUAGCAGCUGGAGCAGCGUCUCUGGCGACCUGCUGCUGGGGCUGCCCUCGUGCCUCUCCGCCCUCUCCCUGCACCUCCCCAUCUCCACCAUGCCCUCUUCCUUCUCCUGCCUCACUUCCCUCACUCGCCUCGACACCAACCUCUGGAUUCCGGGACUGGAUGAUGCGGACGAAGGGGUGGUAGUGGAGGAGGAAGCGGAUGAGGAGGUAGGGGAGGUGGCAGCAGAGGAAGAAAGCAAUGAGGAGGAAGAGGAGGUUAUCAAUGGGCUUCCCUAUGCAGGUGUUGCCUCAAGAGUUACUGAUGAGAGACUGCUGCCUCUCUGCAACCUCACCUCCCUCUCUCUCUCCCGCUUCGGAUACUUAAAAUCUCUCAUUCCCCAUCUCACCCGCCUCACCUCCCUCGCCCUCCCAUCCCUCAGCUGCGCUAACGAUCUCUCUCGCCUCACUCGCCUACACGACCUCUUCCUCUGCUGCUCCGACUCUGCCUGCCUGCCCCACCUUCCCCGUCUGCGUCGCCUGCGCGUGCAAUGCCCUGAUUUUUCCGUGCACGUCGCUCGAUUCAUUGCCCGCGUGGCACCAUCCCUGGAGCAGCUUGACGUUCGGGCCGACCGCUUCCGUUACUCCGAGGGAAAUCUUUGCGCGCCCCUCUUCCCUGCCCUCGAACACAUGGCACUAGCUGGCAAUCGCGACGUGGCCUGGAAGGUGGAGAGUGGCUUCUCUGCCAACCUGCGCUUCCUGCACUUGGACCGUGCAAAGCUGUCGGGGUAUGAAAGUGAACCUCAGCUGACGCAGCUGACGGCGCUCACCACUCUGGUGGUGGACAACGCUGACUGCCGGGACUUCCUUGCAUGCCUCUCCUGCUUCUCCUCCCUGCACACCCUCCGCCUAUCCAACAUCACCAGAGGCUGCUCCCAGCCCUAUCUCACGUGCCCGCCUCGCCUCGCCACGCUUCAAAUCUGCUGCUGCGACCUACCGCACCUCCCAUCCUCACUGGUGAAAUUCUCCCGCCUCACUCGUCUCGACCUCCUCCACUGGCGCCGCUUGCACUCUCUCCCGCCUUUCCUCUCCGCCUUCACGUCGCUCCGCCAUUUCAGACUCACUGCCGAUGGCCUCAUGCCCCACGUGCCCCCAUGCCUGAACGAGUUUCUUGAAGGCAGGGAAUGGUAUGAGCAUUCGCCCUGUGAUGGGAGCUUUGAGGAUUGA